Molecule: messenger RNA, 1284 nt
Organism: Fraxinus pennsylvanica
Lineage: Eukaryota; Viridiplantae; Streptophyta; Magnoliopsida; Lamiales; Oleaceae
Source: the annotation of a GenBank genome assembly
AUGCAAAAACAAGAGAAGGCAUAUUCUACGGCUGUACCUAUCAAUAAAAUAAAUUGGGUUUUUUUUUUCGCACUUUUAACAACUAUUGAUACACGGGAAGAGCAAAGUGGAGCUUCUGCAAAGGUAGUGGAGAGAUGGGGUAAUCCAGAUUCUUCCAAAAGAAUGCUUGUUUCUUUUACAGAAUUGGGCUGUUUCGUUUUGUUCUUUGCUGCUGUUAAUGACCUUGUUGGGUUUUUAUCUCAUGACUACUUGGAAAUGUGGGGUGGUCAGGUCGACAGCAAUGCUGCUUAUUUUUCAUGGCCUACUUCCAGCCAGGUAACAGAUACUGCUGAAGAUAGGGCACAUUACUUUGGAAAUCUUCAGAAAGGGGUUUUACCUGAAACUAUUGGACGACCACCAUCAGGACAGCAAGCUACAACCUUACUUGAACUGAUGAUAAUAAGGGCAUUUCACAGCAAAUUUUUGCGGUGCUGCAGUCUUGGCACUGCAAUUGGUUGCCGGAUCAGGCAGGGUGCGAUGACUGAUAUACCAGCUAUUCUUGUCUUUGUUGCUCGAAAAGCUUACAGACAAUGGCUUAGUCAUGCUCAAUGUCUUCAUGCUGCUCUCGAGGUUCUAAAUUUUGGACUUUUGUCUGCAAUGAAUCAACUACCAGAUGAAGCAAUUGCUUUAGCCGCUGCAUCACACAUUGAGAGAGAACUGCAGAUAACACCAUCGUAUUUGAGUAGCAAUUUUGUGGCCCGUACAAAAGAGAAUGAAGAAAAGAUUGAGUGUUUGGAGAUUACUGGAAGCUUUCGAAGUCAGAUUCAGCUUCAACCAGGAAAUAUUCAUAUAAAACCUUCAAUGAUGAAGAUUGAGACAGACCAAACAUUGCCGGUUGGACAAACGUUUAAUUCACUGAAAAUUGUUGCUGUUAGGUGUGCAACUGUUUGGAUGGUUAGAGUCUGCUUCGGAGCACUUCUUAUAUUGCUGUUUUCAGGCUUAAAUUUCCCUGCUAUGCACAGUUUUGAAUCUUACCAUGGAAUGAGAAUUGUUCAAGGUCCUAAUGAUUUUGUUGAUUCAUUCUUGGGAGCACAACAUGAGGCUGCUGCAUCUUUUGGCAUAAACACAAUUUUGCUGGAAAAAUAUAUUACAAAACCAAGUCACAUAGAAGUCCAGAUCUUUGGGGACAAAUUCGGUAAUGUAAUACAUCUUAAUGAGAGAGAUUCCAGUGUCCGGAGAAGAUAUCAGAAAAUAAUUGAAGAAGCUCCCGCUCCGAACAUCAACAUGACUUCUGAUCCCACUUAG